GACUUGAAAUUCGUGAAAAAAGGAUAUAAUAGAAUUUGUUAUUCUCAUUAAUUAAACAAACUGGCGCCAUAUUUAUCAUGUCGAUGAUAAAUAUUAUUGAAUUGACAAUCUAUAGUUUUAUAUUCAUUUCAUCGACCAUUUAUUCGGUGUGGAAUUUUUUCCAAACUUCUCUUCUUAAUCUAUAUGAUGUCGAUCAAAGUGAUUUUCAAACUGACACAUGGUUUUCUCGGACAUUCGCCAUCAAUUAUCCGUUAGAUGUGACCGAUUUAGAAUGGCAAUCAGCCAAACAAUAUUAUAUCGGCACCAAAAUCCUAUAUCUUCUUUAUCAUUCGAUCGGAUUCCUAAUUACUCGAUUAAUAUAUCCACAGUAUUUACCUUUGUUCAUCAUUCUAUAUUCAUCAUUCAUUCUAUCCUAUUUAUUAUCGUUAAGAUUUCUAUUAUUGAUAUUGAUAAAUAUUGGUGCCAUUUUCAUUCUGGAAUUUUUUGUACUUUAUUUUGGCAGUAAUAUUAAUCGCCGUUGGUUACGUAUUCCACAUUAUAUUAUUUUUGCCUAUUCAUUAGCUAUCGCUCAUCGGUUAGAAUUUGUCACUGCUGAUCAUGAACAAAAUUUUCUCAUACACGUCAGUUUUUCAUGGCUCAAUGCCAAACUAUUGAGCUGUUCGAUCGAUCUUUAUGAUAGUGAAUAUUUUGAUGACCAAAAAAAGUCUUGGCGUUUUACCCUAAUUCGAUUAGCCUAUCUUUUGUAUUUUCCACCCUUUUUCUUUGGACCAAUCUAUAAUUUCGACGAUUUUCAUAAAUCCAUCGAAAACUUGAUUACGAAUUCAAACACACGACCGAUAUUAACAAUCAUUGAAAUUGUUCAACUUAUUCGAUACAUACUAUGGGCCUUAAUUUUAGAAAUUAUCCUUCAUUUCAUCUAUUCAUCAUCGUUUCAGUAUUACGUCUAUAUUGUCGAUACAUUUGAUUCAUGGAGCCUGUGUGGCCUUGGUUAUUCUUUGAUGAUUUUAUUUUUUCUAAAAUAUUUUAUUAUCUAUGGCAUUAGCCAACAAUUAGCCAUUAUUGAUGGCCUAGACAAUGUUAUUGCAUCACCACCCGCAUGUAUUGGCCACAUAAAUCAAACAUCUUAUUUGUGGCAAAAAUUUGAUCGCGGCCUUUAUUCAUUUCUCCUGAAGUAUUUUUACAAGCCUUUGAAUGGAUCACCAACAAGUAGCGUGUUGAGGCGAAUGCUUUCAGCCAUAGCCUGUUUUACCAUUAUUGCCUUUUGGCAUGGACUUCAUGACUCAAUCAUUGUUUGGGUUAUGAUGAACAUCCUGCUUAUAUAUUGUGAUCGCAUCAUUGCCAUCUUUUUCAAGUAUAAUGAUGCCUACCAUGUGAAAGCUUUAAUUGAAUCACCAUUGCUUGCCCUGGCAUACAUUUCAAAUAUAUUCUUCCUGUCCAACUAUGAAAUCGGUUGGCUAUUUAUUUCGAAAAUACUUUUAGGAUUCCCUUUCCCAUUAUUAGCAGUUUUGUUCAUUUUUUUCUGCAGCUGUUAUGUUUGUAAUCGAAUCAACUGUAAGAUAACUAAAUAG
This is a messenger RNA of Dermatophagoides pteronyssinus (European house dust mite), 1568 nucleotides long. RefSeq names its product protein-cysteine N-palmitoyltransferase Rasp (gene rasp). Gene Ontology annotation, molecular function: palmitoyltransferase activity. Gene Ontology annotation, cellular component: endoplasmic reticulum. NCBI's taxonomy places the organism in Eukaryota, Metazoa, Arthropoda, Arachnida, Sarcoptiformes, Pyroglyphidae. Gene Ontology annotation, biological process: protein palmitoylation. The record is from RefSeq and is a predicted model, not a curated record.